AUGGCUUCAGCUGAGUCGCAGCCGCGGUUCGGCCAGUCUGUUAAAGGUCUACUGUCUGAUAAAGUGGGCUCCUGUAGCGUGGAUGUGAUCGCACUGACCCGCCAAGUGCUGAAAGGAUCCCGCAGCCAGGAGCUUCUUGGUCAAGCAGCAAGAAAUAUGGUGAUUCAGGAGGACGCCAUCCUGCACUCUGAGGAUAGUCUGAGAAAAAUGUCCAUCAUCACCACACAUUUACAAUACCAGCAGGAGGCCAUCCAGAAGAAUGUGGAGCACUCUAAAAACCUGCAGGACCAGCUGAGACACCUGCUGAAGUGACAGCAGCCCGAGACCCCGCAGCCCACAUCAGGAGGGUCCUGUGUCAGCCAGCGCUGACUCGGCAGCAUCUGCAGGGUUUUAAUGUUGGGCCACAGGGAUAAUGUGCUGUCUUCCUGCUUUCUAGCACACUGCUGGCCGCUGCAGUUGGGACUGUCAUCAUGUCAUGUUUUGUUUGAAACACAGAGACACAGAGAGUUGCUCUGCGAAGUAAGGACCAAAGUGUUUUCUUGAGUCAUGUCAAAUGUUUUGAUCAACUGUAUUAUAUUAAUUUAUUAAACGCCUUGUCUGCAUCAUCUUGACUCAUCGUAGUGCCCACCUGUGUGAGGAUCAAACGCACACCUGUAAGACCUGUGUGUCUGAGAAUGAAACAGAAGUCACAGACCUAUACCAGAGUGUAAUAUAUAACAUAAUAUAUUAGUAUGGGUGUCCACCACUUUUUCAAUGACUGGUUAAGAUUGUCUCUUUUGGCUGCAACAAAAGCCUUGAUCGCACAGGUUGUGAUAUUCAUAAAUGCAGGAGACCUGAAAAUAGGAGGAGUGAUAGAGAGAGAGAAUGAUUUGUUGGGAUUUCAUUGUGUGCAUAUUCAUUUUUGCCAUUCAGGAUUUGAGAGGACACAUUCAGACAGGAUUUCCCCACUCUGGAAGAAGAUGAAUUAGGAAACGUUUAGGCAGGGACAGACAGUCCACAGUGCUUGUGGUUCAAGGAUGCACUCAGCCUGCCCACACCUACUGACACGUGAAACUACCUGCUCAGGCCCGAUGUGGUGGUCUCGGCUUUGUGGGUUCACUUGUUAUGUUUGACUCAGCGUGUAUUUAAGUGAUGCAUUAAAAAGCUUGUUGCUCUUG
Messenger RNA from Chelmon rostratus (copperband butterflyfish), 1157 nucleotides. It is a transcript of the gene borcs7, whose product is annotated as BLOC-1 related complex subunit 7. Bases 1 to 312 code for a protein of 103 amino acids. The transcript is spliced from 5 exons. The record is from RefSeq and is a predicted model, not a curated record. Gene Ontology annotation, cellular component: BORC complex. Lineage: Eukaryota; Metazoa; Chordata; Actinopteri; Chaetodontiformes; Chaetodontidae.